Rotaria sp. Silwood2 is the source of this 1998-nucleotide messenger RNA. The record is from the annotation of a GenBank genome assembly. Lineage: Eukaryota; Metazoa; Rotifera; Eurotatoria; Philodinida; Philodinidae.
AUGUGGCGUAACGAGGCUUUUUAUUCAUCAUAUCCUACCACCUAUGAAAAUGAAUCACAAGAUUCACCUCUCGAUUUAUCAAAAAACAGUAAACGUUUCAAAUUUCAACGACCCAUGUCUAUUGAUGAAUCAAUGGAAUUAUCUGAAGAUUUGCGCGUUAGACCUAAUCAUAUUCUUGAUAGACAAAUGCCAAUAAAUAAUGUAUAUGAAGAACCACAUAUUAUCACGGAACCAAAAUCAGACUGGCAUUAUAGAAGUCUGAAAGAUUUAGCUAAAAAACAUAUACCAUUUCUAUCUGGUGAAGGCCCUCAACGAACACCAAUUCGAGUAAAAGUUCCUUUUCAAUACUCUCAAAUGAUGUACCUUGGUAUUGCAGUCGUAACUCAAGAUAACCAAAGUCAUGAUUCUAAAGUAAUUGUACCACCAAAAACAUGUGUCAGAAUAGAUCAAUUAUCUCACGAUAACAAUCUUCGCUGCUUGAAUUUUGAUGAAUGUAAUCCAGCAGACCAUUUUGAUCCAAACACAAGAAAUGUCUACUUACAGAUUAAUGCAGAAGAACAUGCAUCUAAUUUAAAAGAAGUGCGGAUUCACAUGUUUAAUUUAUAUCAAAAUCAAAUGAUAACUAAAGAAAUCAUCGAAACUAAAAAACUUGAUUCAUGUAAAUUAGCCUUUUGGUUAUGCUACCUUGAAAAUAAUCAAUACAUACCUAUCUCUCCACGAUCGUAUUCCACUAUUAUUCAAGAAACCACCACUACUACAACUGCCGCAUCCAUAGCUCACGCGUUUUGGCCAUUUGAUAAUAGUGCUCUUGAAUUAUAUAAUGGUCUUGAUGGUAAUCUUUCCGGUCUUCCAUCAUAUACAACUAGUUUUCUUGGAUACGGAGCAGCGAUCAGUCUUACUCAAUCAUCAUCUCAAUUUGUUUCGAUCACACCAGUGGUAAUUCCUUUGGAUUCACGUAGUUUUACUAUCGAAGCAUGGAUUUAUCCUAUUGGCUUUACAGGAGGCGAAUAUGGAAUAUUUGGUCAGUGUCAAUCUAUAAGUACCAAUUUAUGUUUUUAUUUUACAUCACGAAACAACAAGUUAUAUUGUGGUUUUUAUGGCAACGAUGUACAGGGUAGUACCACACUAACAAUGGAUGUAUGGACUCAUGUCGCUUGCGUCUAUGAUUCGACCAGACAAAUGCUAGAAGUUUGGCUUAAUGGUGUGCUUGAUGGUUCACAUUCUGGAAGUCCUUAUCAAGGUUUAUGGGGCAUAACAACUAUUGGUGCUACGAACAGUACAGGCAGUCUAGCUUGUUUCAAUGGCUACAUAGACCAAGUUCGAUUUGAGUCCAGAGCUAAAAAUAGUACUGAGCUCUGGAACGAUGCUUCUCUAUAUGUCUACUAUUCGUUCAACGAUAAUUCUCUCCUUGAUAAUGGUCCUAACGGUAUAAAUGGAACUGCUUCAGGUAGUCUAACAAGUACAACUGGUCGCGUCAAUGGAGCGAUUCAAUUUAGUUCGGGAUCCUCCAUAUACUACACAUAUGGUCCAUUUUACUUUUUGGGAAUUAGUAAUCAUGCUUUUAGUAUAUCUUUGUGGGCACAACCGACAGGAAGUUACGCAGACUCGACACUGAUUUUUAUGCAACAAUUGUCUGGCUGGUGCGUUCACUUUAUGGUGAUGACAUCAGCUGGAUAUCUAAGUGCACAUCUGUGGAAUGGCAACGAUGUAACCGCUAAUGGUCCCAUGCUUUCAUUAAAUAGUUGGACACACAUCGGAUAUACGUAUAGCUUAAGUAAUGGUAUUCAAUUAUAUAUAAAUGGUGUUCUGUAUUCAAAUACAGGCGGUUUUUCAUAUUCUGCCUCUGGCGUUCCUAUGUAUAUGAUUUUAGGCAACGAUGGUGGUCGAAAUGUCUGCUCUCCAGGUAUUGGAGGUUCAUUUACUGGUGCAUUUGAUGAAUUUUAUGUGCAUAGUUGUGAGUUAACGGCAUCACAAAUUAGGGCAUUAGCAAAUCCCUAA